CUGUACAGUCGUGAUAUGCAAGUAGAUAACGGCGGUCGUGUGCCAAGAAAUGAGCCAAGGAUACGUUCCGGAGUUUGGGACGAAGCAAUAUGUGAGCGUCGAGUUGCGCCGCCGCCGCUCGCACAUUCUAGAACACUUCAACAUUCAAUUUCGCAAAGGAGUUCUGAAGAUAGCUGGUGUUCCGGAUCAGACGCAGAACUGUCUUCGGAGGAGGAAAGUGACCGAAGUGCUGCCUCGAGCACUAGGGCAAAUGGCCAACUCCGCAACACUUUAAAUAAGGCUCGUACUUUAUGUGAUAAAUGGAGAAGCAGUGGAGGAGUAGGUAGUAAUAAUCGCUUAUCAUUAGACGGAACGUUAACAGGAGAUGCUUUACCGCCAAAUUCCAUUAACCAAGGGCGGCUGUCGAGGUGGUUUUCGAUCAGGAGAGGUUCGGCGCAUCAGUACGACAUUGAAAACACGGAUGGCCCGAAACAAUCUACGAAUCAGAAUAAGAUGCCGUUACUGCCGGAGGUGGAAGAAGAAGCGUUUCCGAAUUGUACAUUUCAACAGAGACGGCAACUGCCGCCCACAUUACCUCCCCCGCCCAUUAACCUAACGCAGCAACAAAUCAAACGAAGAAUGAUUGUGGCGGCUAUUGUACACAGCGAAAACUCUUAUGUGGCAACUCUUCAACGACUCGUUAACGACUACAAAAAACCACUUGAAGAAAGUGUACCCCCCAUUCUGAGCGGUUCCAAAAUCAUUACACUCUUCCAUAGGCUACCCGAGAUUCUACAGUGCCAUACGUUAUUUCGCAUAGCAUUGGCCGAGAGCGUUCGAAAUUGGGAUAGGGACGAAAAAAUUGGAGACGUGUUCGUCGCGUCGUUUUCAAAAGCAAUCGUUUUAGAUAUUUACUCGGGAUUUAUUAAUAACUUCUCUAUUGCUAUGGACGUGGCCAAAAUGGAAGCGAAACGAAAAUCGGCCUUAGCCGACUUCCUUAAGGUCAAGCAGAUCAGUUCCCAUGAUCGCUUAUCGUUUUUUGGGUUAAUGGUUAAGCCGGUUCAACGAUUUCCACAGUUCAUUCUAUUCCUUCAGGAUUUACUAAAGCACACACCGCAAGGGCACCAUGAUCGAAUGUCCCUACAGUUAGCUUUGACACAGUUAGAAUCGUUAGCAGAGAUGUUGAACGAGCGAAAAAGAGAAGCGGAACAAUUUCAGGCUUUCAAGGAGAUGCUGCGAAAUAUCAGCGGGAAAUUCUCGGCGCGUCCGCUUUCGGAUAGCAAUCGAUAUUUACUAAGAGAGGAUAAUGUUACUCAGUUGGAAUUCAAUCAUUGUGGUAUGAUAACGAAAACGAAAAGUCGUAGACUGUUACUAUUAAAUGAUUUGGUCGUUUGCGUGUCGGUGGCACCUAAGGCAUCCGACGAUUUUGGUGCUAGUGAAAGGUUGAGUUUGAAAUGGACGUAUCCCGUCUCGGAGAUUGAAAUACAAGACACCAGCACAUCUCCGACGCUGAGUCGAAUAUUAACCGCCGGAUUGAAUCGGGGCGGAAGUUUAAAGUCGAACAACUCGUUCGACGGAUCUCAAACUCAAGGCGCCGAUAACCUGUGUUCCGAAAUGAGCAACCUUAUGCACGAUUAUGAGGUGAUGAGCCGAGUCUCUGAUUUAAUUGGAUCGUUGAAAGGCUGUUAUAAGGAAAUGUCGGUUGAAAAUACGAAACGCAUAUUGCAUCAGAUCCAGUGUUCUAUUCAAACCAAAGAUGAGGAAAUGGCGUGGGUUGAUUCGUGUUGUUUACAACUGGUCGCCAAAUCGAAAGGGAAGGAGGAGGUGUUUACUUUCCAGACUGAUAAUCCAGUUGUCAAGAAGGAGUGGAUUACGGAACUGAGACUAGCGCAGUUGGCGUUAGAUCCAAACAAUUCGCCCGCGUGGGAGGUGCCUGAGCAGGAGCAGAGGCCCUCGACGAAAAUGCCGUUGUUUGUUCGGUCGCAGUGUGUUUUCAAAUCGCAGCAUCAAACAGAAGUUCGCUGUGGUUGUUUUUAUACUGUCACCUCCGCGAAACCGACUCGAAGGCGUGGUCGAACGCAGAGUUAUUUAUGGGUUUGUACAUCAGAUGGAGCUAGUAGUCACAUCACAAUCUUAUCUCAACAUCAGCAACACGCAGGCUCUUUGAAGGACAUUGGUUCGUUUUCGUUGGUCGAAACGCAAGUGACGGCGAUGGAAUUUGUUAAGGGAUUCUCACCGCCUUGUUCCGGUUUGGCGUCCGAUGUGGUUUGGAUGGGUACCGAUAGUCGACGGUUAAUUAUUUACGCGGCCGACGAACCCGAAAAGCAGGAGGAAGUGGGAAGUACGGUCGUGCCUGAUAUUAUCACUCAAAUAAAGUAUCACUGCGACGGCGUGUUCGUCGCGUUAGGUAAUGGAUUGUUGUUAAUUUUUAAACGAAAUGUGAUCGACGGUAGCUGGUUAAUAAAAGAUCCGCACACCAUAAAUUUAGGAAGUGAAUCAGUUUCGAGCUUGCUGCCGAUUAAUGUGUGUUUAUACGCCGCGUGUGGCAAAAAAGUGUGCGUUAUCAAUGGGGUGACGGGCGAAGUACAAAAAAGUUUCAGUAUUCAACACGAACAUGUAGGCAAUGUGAAUUUAAUGGCGCACAGUGGAAUCGGUUUGUGGAUUUCGUUAAAAAACUCUAGCACUAUAUGUUUGUAUCACACGGAAACGUUCAAACACUUACAGGAUAUCAAUAUAGCAUCCAACGUGAUGCGAGUCACUUCUGGUUCGUCUACAACUUGCUGCCUUAAUAAUUCCAGAUCUCAAGUGAACGUCACCGCUCUAUUGGCGUGCAAGGGAUUGUUAUGGGUGGGCACCAACGUCGGAAUUAGCUUGACUAUACCAUUGCCACGGCUGGAAGGUGUUCCAAUCAUAAGCGGGCGAGUGAAUAUAUCGUACCAUGCUCAUUUUGGACCCAUUUCAUUUCUAUUAGCUUUACAACCAAAGAAUUAUUCAAACACUUCGUCUAGAUUUGCGUCAAAAGACACUAAGGAGGAUAAGCCGGACGCGGAAUUAGAAGCUAUCGUCGAUAGUAAAUUAAAUCAGCAACCAAAGAUGGAAAAACAACUAUCCGAUUCGGCGGUAACUAGCAAAUUAAAACAACAACUCGCCAGCAGUCCCGUCGUACUUCGACGCAAAAAGUCUAAGGAAAACGACAUGGUUCGUCUAUCGAAAACGCUCCCGCGCGGUUUAGGAAACGGCGGAUCAGUGUUUUCCACUAGCUCAUCAUCCUCUCACGGUUCCGGCGAUACCUGUGACGUAUAUGGACUGUACGGGGAGUUGAUGUACAUUAAAGAUUACGAAGGCGACGAGAACAUCUUGACUGAUCCGAUUUACGAAUCACUGCGCCGUAGCGAUCCCGAGUUAGCCGCCAUUCCCGGAAAGGUCAGCACUUUGGACCGUAGGCUCAAAAUGAAGGUUAGCCGGCCGAGAUCUUUAGACUUAUCAAAUUGGUCCGUCGAUUCCAGAUCCUCUAGUUUGUACACAUCGUCUGGAAGCGAGGAAAGUAUGACGGUUAGAAAUAAUAUCGGUCGUAGUAUAUCGCGUAAUAAUUCCAAUGCCAGCCGACAAUUAAACGAUGUUUGUGAGAAUAGUGUUAGUGGCGCCGAAAAGCAGGAACGCCAGUCGAGUACGAAUUAUAAACAAACGAGUACGAAAACGUUGCAUUGUCAAAAAAAUGUAAUAGAAAGUAGUGCUAGACGAACGGUCAUUACGUUAAUGGGAGGUAGGGGGUAUGUGAAUUGGAGGCAGCCAUGCUGUUCCUCUGACAAAAUGAAAAACGCAUUUUCAAUACGAGAACCGAACAGCAAUGAUGCUCAUAUCGUUAUUUGGGAGUUAAAGUUGUGAUCUGUUGAGGAUUUGUGAUGAGGCCUAAGGUAGUUGACAUGUUACAGGGUUUUAUCAUUGUUAGAAACCAAAUCACUAAAUAAAUUAUGUACGUAUUUGCGUAUGAAAGAUGUACAGUUUUCGUAUUACCCACUGUAAAAUAAUUACUUUGCACACGUUUUAAUAUUAUUUUUAUUUUAUUUUUGGACCAAACUAAAAAUUAUGUAGAUUAGCGUGUCUUUUGUAAGUAUAUUUAUUUGUUACGAUUUAAACCCUUUGGCAAAAGUUGAUCUUUUACACUUAACUGUUCAAAAAUUAUGUCCAUAUAUUAAUAUAUGUCUUAAAAUUUAUUACUGUUAUGUUAAGAGAACAAACUGUGUACCUUUUGAAGAUAUAUUAAAAGAAUAUAUAUGUAUUUCCGAUUAA
Photinus pyralis (common eastern firefly) is the source of this 4269-nucleotide messenger RNA. RefSeq names its product rho guanine nucleotide exchange factor 10. The transcript has 8 exons. The record is from RefSeq and is a predicted model, not a curated record. Lineage: Eukaryota; Metazoa; Arthropoda; Insecta; Coleoptera; Lampyridae. Bases 16 to 3864 code for a protein of 1282 amino acids. Gene Ontology annotation, biological process: positive regulation of stress fiber assembly; actin cytoskeleton organization. Gene Ontology annotation, molecular function: guanyl-nucleotide exchange factor activity.